AUGACGCAUAGACUUUCGCGUCUUACAAGAUUCGGCAUCCUUGUGCCGACAUAUCCUUGCCAUUUCAUUCGUUCCCAUGGCACACUAAAGCGCAGUCCUCGGGUUCUUGAUGCACCACAUAUCUCCUGUGCGCGUGAUCCUGGACAUGUUUACGAAGUUGCAGCAGAGCUUCAGUCUUCCGGUCUACUCAAGAUCUGUCUGGGCUUUCCCGAUGAAUCUUCUGACUACCUUCGGGAUCUUAUCUUGAGUAUGCACAAGCAUCAUGGUCAUCACUUGCCGAUUACUCAUAGUGCGACAAGAGGCUGGUUCUGGGAUGUGCGGCCGAAACCAGCCGCCGCUACAGGAGUUCAUCAGGCUCGCUCUGAAACUAUGAGUGAAUUCUCAUGGCACACCGACUGUAGCUACGAGGAUCCACUGCCGCGAUACUUCGCGCUCCAGGUUCUACAACAUGAUCGGUAUGGAGGUGGCACCCUCUCUGCGAUGAACGUAGCCAGCCUCAUUGGGUUUCUAUCACCGGAAACACGAAAAGCCUUGAUGGCGCCCGAGUUUCGAAUGCAAAUCCCACCGGAGUUCAUAAAAGACCCUGAGAAAUCAUUUAUUACUGGCAGCAUUCUCGUCCCGGAUCCACACUCAAUAAUUAUUCGCUACAGGCACGAUAUUAUUGAGCCACUAACUACUCGGGCUGCAAAGGCACUUGAAGAGCUGAGCGCAGUAUUGGUGCGGCGCGAAGCACAGGCGUCUUCAACAAUGCAUCUGAAGCCCUCUGAACUGCCAAAGGGGUCGAUUAUCUUGAUGGACAACCGCCGAUGGAUGCAUGCUCGGAAUGAAAUCAGGGAUCCAGAGCGCCACCUUCGGAGGGUGAGAUGGGAUGCACGAACAUUCAGUAUCUCCAAUCGGGAUACUUAG
This is a messenger RNA of Fusarium proliferatum ET1, 906 nucleotides long. RefSeq lists its product as uncharacterized. The transcript has a single exon. The record is from RefSeq and is a predicted model, not a curated record. Gene Ontology annotation, molecular function: oxidoreductase activity. The coding region runs from base 1 to 906 and encodes 301 amino acids. NCBI's taxonomy places the organism in Eukaryota, Fungi, Ascomycota, Sordariomycetes, Hypocreales, Nectriaceae.